AUGCAUUUCUACCUCCUCUACGUUGGCGAUUACCACCUUUUCAACCCUGCAAUAGAAGGACUCACACCAGACGACGAUGACUACUUCUUUACUGUGCUCAAGCGCAUGUACAAGUUCUUUGGGCCUUUCCCUCCGUCUUAUAGCGACAACCCAGACACCAUGACGAUCAUCAACUUCUUCAACAAUUCCGGAGCACCCGAUAAGCCUUUCCACUUAGUCACCACGAGGGAAAUCCCGGCUGCGGAUAGGAGGUUCAUUCUCAAGGUCAUGAAGCUAGAUCUCAGAGAGAGACCGACAAUGGAGGAGCUAUCAGAGGACGAAUGGUUCACAGAGGAGUCUGAGGAUACGCGGACACCGCUGCAAGGUGGCUCAUAG
Molecule: messenger RNA, 375 nt
Organism: Diaporthe citri
Lineage: Eukaryota; Fungi; Ascomycota; Sordariomycetes; Diaporthales; Diaporthaceae
Exons: 2
Coding region: 1-375 (124 amino acids)
Source: RefSeq, a predicted model, not a curated record